Messenger RNA from Medioppia subpectinata, 627 nucleotides. Lineage: Eukaryota; Metazoa; Arthropoda; Arachnida; Sarcoptiformes; Oppiidae. The record is from the annotation of a GenBank genome assembly.
AUGGAGUUGUCGGACAUGUCGUACAAUCAGAUGGAGUACAUCGAGACGGCGUCUGGCAAUAAGGUGUGCCGUAAGUCAGUAUUGUGUGGCUCUCAGAACAUUAUGCUUAUGGGAAAGACUGUGAUUCAGUCGAGUUGUAUAAUAAGGGGUGAUUUGGCGAACGUCAAGAUUGGCCGCCACUGUCUGGUCUGCACGGGUGCUGUCAUUCGUCCCCCCUUUAAGAAGUUCACUAAAGGAGUGGCAUUCCUUCCGAUGACAAUCGGGGAUAACGUAUACAUAGGAGAGGACACUAUAGUGAACGCGGCGUCCAUCGGUUCCUAUGUAUAUAUUGGCAAGAAUUGCGUUAUUGGCAGACAUUGUGUACUAAAGGACUGUUGUUUGAUAGCCGACAACACAGUCCUCCCUCAGGGAACAGUUGUGCCCGCGUUUGCCGUCUAUAGCGGCUCUCCCGGACUCUUCACGUCAGAACUGCCCGAAUGUACUCAAGACGUGAUGAUUGACUUCACUAAAGGAUAUUAUCAACACUUUAAACCAAAAACUAAUUAAUUUAUUAUAUCAUACAUAUUGUACUGUAUAUUGAAAUUUUUAUUACAAAUUAAAAAUUUAAUUCAUGUAUUUGUAAACAAA